Molecule: messenger RNA, 1434 nt
Organism: Closterium sp. NIES-65
Lineage: Eukaryota; Viridiplantae; Streptophyta; Zygnematophyceae; Desmidiales; Closteriaceae
Source: the annotation of a GenBank genome assembly
AUGGAGACUGGUGACCCGACACCACUUAACGACGUGCCGUGCCAGGAACCAGAGGAAUGGGCGGAUGGGGAUGCACGUACUCGCAUGGAGGAACGCGCUGAAGCUGCUGACGUGGACGGAAUGACUGAGAACGUGGCUUUGAUAGAUGAGAGUAUGGCGGACGCCUAUUUGGACGAUCUCGACGACGCGAGCGACGACGUCGGCGAUGACGGCGAUUCGGAUUUGUCAGCAGACGACGUUGGCGAUGCGGACGACGUUGGCGAAGAGGCAGGCGACAUAGAAGGUGGAAGAGGCGCCGUGGAGGAUGGGGGGGAGCCGAUGGAGAGACGGGGAGGUACGGCGGAGGAGGAGAAGGAAGAAGCAGCGGCGGAGGAACAAGAAGAGGAGGAGGAUGAUGAGGAGGAGGAAGGCGAGGAACUGGAUGAGGCACAGCGCGGUAGGGUGGCUGACGACGAUGAGAUGAGCGUUCACUCGGAGGAGGAAGGGGAGGAAGGAAAGGAGGCGGGCGCGGAGGAGGGGGAGGGGGAGGGGGUAGGCGCGCGUGAGGGGGAUGGAGAAGCUCGGUGUCAAAGGGACGGGGGGACAGGUGGCGAUGGCGAUGAGAGGCCGCGCGGAGUGACUGCACGGACGGGCGGAGGAGUGGCGGAUGGGGGAAGGCGAGAGGCGGGAGGUGAAGAGGCGGAGGUAGCAGGAGAGGGGAAGAGAGAAGCGGAAACAGGUGGGCGUGUGACGGGCGAGGAGCAGAAAGCGAAGGAAAGCGGUGAGCAAUCAGAGGCAGCAGGAGCGAAGGGCGGAACGGAGAGAGGAAAGGUUUCUGUAGCAGCGGAAGCACGUGGGACAGCAGGCGCGCGUGCAGAUGGGGAAACACAAGAAGCACGAGAGGGUGGUGCUGCGGGAGGGAUGCCCUCGCCACACCACGCCCGCAUCGCACAGGGAAUGGCGCCUUCAGCAAAGGGCGCGCCUGUAACAGCUGCAGAGGAACCCCCAGAGUUACCUUCAUCAGGGGAAGCAGCUGUAGCAGCGGCAGAGAUGCCAGUUGCGUAUGUGAAGCGCAUGAUGCGCCUGGAUGGCGAGGUGCGGCAAGUUUCGUCCGAUGCCGCCCAGCUGGUGGCCUCUGCCGCCCACCUCUUCCUCGAGAGCCUCGCUGCUUCUGCCUUCUCCCGCACUCGCUCCGCCCGGCGCCUGACCAUCACCCAGGCUGACGUGGCAGCUGUUGUGCGCUCAUCGGAUAAGAUCAGCGAGUUCAUUGGCUCGUCCAUAUCCUGCCUUCGACACGUCAGCAGCGGUCCAGCUCGUGCUGACACAGCACGGGGGCGGGGGAGUGCAGCAGGGGUGGAGGGGUCGAGGAAGCGGGUGAGGGCAGAGGCAGCAGCGCCAGCAGCAGUGCGGGAUAGGAAGGCACGGUUCAUCACCGCUUUCUUCCUCAAGUCAUAG